ACAAUUAGAAAUUAAAAAUAACACAAAAAAAAUUAUUAUAGUUAAUUAAAUAAAUUUUAAAUAAUUUUUUUUAAAUUUGCAAAUUAAAAUUUAUAAAGUAAAAACAAAAAUCCCGCAUACACAUGCAAAAAAUACAUAAAAAAUUUUUAAAUGCAUAUCGGACCGAAGUUUAACAAAAAAUUUAUUUGGAAUAAAAACCAAAGAUGAAAAAUUUAAUGGAAUUUAAACAAUUUUUAUUAAUAUUUAAUUUUUAUUCAAUUUAUUUACAAUAUUAUAUUGUUGGAGUACGUUCAAUAUCAUCUUAUGUAAGCAAUAGUGUCAUAGAUAAACCAUAUUUUGAUGACGUUAGCCCACGUAAUAUAACGAGUGUAGUGGACGAGACAGCAAUAUUAAAGUGUCGUGUCAAAAAUAAAGGGAAUCGAACUGUUUCAUGGAUGAGAAAACGUGAUCUGCAUAUUUUAACAACAAAUAUAUAUACAUAUACAGGUGAUCAAAGAUUUUCUGUAAUACAUACACCUGGUAGUGAAGACUGGGAUCUUAAAAUAGAAUAUGCACAAUUAAGAGAUAGCGGAAUAUAUGAAUGUCAAGUUAAUACUGAACCAAAAAUUAAUUUAGGAAUAUCAUUAGACGUUGUUACAGCCAUCCCCGAUCCCAGAGAUGUUUACUCGCAGCCCCGAUUCUAUGAUGUUAAAGCGGCAAGAGCCAAAAUCCUUGGAUCAACAGAAGUCUUUGUUAAAAAAGACAGUACAAUAUCAUUAGGAUGUACAGUUAAUAUUCAUGCAAAUUCAGUUUUAUGGUAUCAUAAUGAUCAUGUAGUUGAUUUUAAUUCAAUACGUGGCGGUAUUAGUUUAGAAACAGAAAAAACUGAUUCAGGUACAACAAGUCGAUUAUUAUUAACUAGAGCAUCACUUAAAGAUUCUGGAAAUUAUAGUUGUGUACCAACAAUGGCAAUACCAGCAUCUGUUCAAGUUCAUGUACUGAAUGGUGAACAUCCUGCAGCAAUGCAAACUGGUGGCGGUUGUGGUAAAAACUGUUUGCAUAGUAAAUCAUUUUAUUGGAAUAUUAUAGUUAUAUUGUAUAUCCUAGGAAAUAUACAUUUAAUAAUUAUAAAUUCAGGAAUUAUUUAGAAGCUACCAAUGGUCAUUAUUUUUACUAUACUGAUAAGAUUAUACAAAAUCCGGAAUUAUUCUAAAUUUCAACAUAAUAA
Condylostylus longicornis is the source of this 1207-nucleotide messenger RNA. RefSeq names its product zwei Ig domain protein zig-8-like. Lineage: Eukaryota; Metazoa; Arthropoda; Insecta; Diptera; Dolichopodidae. Gene Ontology annotation, cellular component: neuron projection membrane. The record is from RefSeq and is a predicted model, not a curated record. Gene Ontology annotation, biological process: synapse organization. The transcript is spliced from 8 exons. Bases 204 to 1127 code for a protein of 307 amino acids.